Messenger RNA from Salvelinus sp. IW2-2015, 1534 nucleotides. Its product is annotated as 5'-AMP-activated protein kinase subunit beta-2. Gene Ontology annotation, cellular component: nucleotide-activated protein kinase complex; cytoplasm; nucleus. Gene Ontology annotation, molecular function: protein kinase binding. Lineage: Eukaryota; Metazoa; Chordata; Actinopteri; Salmoniformes; Salmonidae. Gene Ontology annotation, biological process: signal transduction. The record is from RefSeq and is a predicted model, not a curated record.
UCUCUGGGUGGUGUUUUCUCUCUGCGUAGUGUUUUGGGAAACACAUGAUCCAUCUUCGACUGUUGAAGAAAGAUGCAUCGUUAAAACACUCGUAAACCUAAAUUCGGGAAACCGGGCCCAGGUUAGGUGUACGUGUGUCACCUUUUCAGUUCAAGAAACGGGUUUCUCUAUUUGUCCCAAUGUAUAUAUAGUUUUUCCUGGUGGGGUAUCCGUAGUUGGUGAUACGCAUUGUGAAGAAGAAUGUUGAUGUUGUCAAAGUUGAAGAGAAAGACUCAGUGGUAAACAAACUCCAAAUCGUGUAAAUUGCUUGUCCUGGCUGGAGACCUGAGUGAAGGAUCAUGGGUAACACAGGUGACCGGAUGUCCGGUGAUCGCCAUGGCGCUAAGGCCCAUCGAUCGGACAGCAGAGGCAGCGACAAAGACCAUGAGCCCAGCAAGAUGGUGGACAGCACAGACGAUCCUAACAUCUUCAACACACACGGACUGGGGUCCUCCAAGGCCUCGGACAAGGAGGAGCCUGACCUGGAUGACUUGGUGAAGACGGGGCCUCAGUCCAGACCUACAGUCAUCCGCUGGGCCGGAGGAGGGAAGGAGGUCUACAUCGCGGGCUCCUUCAACAACUGGGGCAACAAGAUCCCCCUCAAUAAGAGCCACAAUGACUUUGUAGCGAUCUUGGACUUGCCAGAGGGAGAGCACCAGUACAAGUUCUUUGUGGAUGGACAGUGGGUCCAUGACCCCUCAGAGCCAGUGGUGACCAGCCAGUUGGGCACCAUCAACAACCUGAUCGAGGUGAAGCAGUCGGACUUUGAGGUGUUCGAUGCUCUGCAGGUGGACUCUCUGGAGUCCACUGACAGCUCAGAUCUGUCCAGCUCCCCUCCAGGGCCCUAUGGACAGGAGCAGUACAUGUUUAGGCCUGAGGAGCGCUUCAAAGCCCCGCCCAUCCUCCCCCCACACCUCCUCCAAGUCAUCCUCAACAAGGACACCAACAUCUCUUGCGACCCAGCCUUGCUGCCUGAACCCAACCAUGUGAUGCUCAACCACCUUUAUGCUCUCUCAAUAAAGGAUGGAGUGAUGGUGCUCAGUGCGACUCACAGGUAUAAGAAGAAGUACGUCACAUCUCUGCUCUACAAGCCCAUCUAAUCUGUCUGUGUAGGUGCAGAGUGCUAUAGAGAGUUUACUGAUGAGCUAGGGGGUCUGUGGCUGAGACUGGGGGCAAAUCUCAAAGGACACCCUUUUCCUUGUACAGUGACCUACAGGGCUCCACAAAGGGCUCAAAGUAAUGCACUCGAUGGGGAAUAGGGUUUAAUGUGAGUGUCGGCGUGUGACCCUCACAAGGGAAAAUACUAUAAGAAAAGGGACUGAGAAGGAAACUGCUGUUUAUGUUUGUGUGGAGCACUUAGAUUCUUUGCAUGCUGGUGUGUAGAAAGAACAUUUAGUUCCAUUUAAAAACAUGAAGGUUUGAAGAAAAGUCUUCUGGUGGAACUUGGAAAUGCAUAUAAUCAAGAUGAUGUUUUAUUAAAUGAGCUUUUAAAGGA